AUGGACGAAAAUGAUAAUAUUGAAAAGUCUCAUGAUUUAUAUUUUCAUGGGUUUUUGGAUUUUUUCAAGAAAUAUAAAUUCAAUUCUAUUAAACGCCAACAUGAUCAUCAUGCCCAUCGUCACAAGAAUCAUAAAUUAUCCAAUUUUAAGGUUAAGCCUUCUCUUACUACAUUUCCAGAUGAGAAUUUUAAGGCCAACAAAGAGACGAAGCAAAAUCCCAAUGAUUUGCACGACAUGAACAACGUCAACCGAAAUGUUAAAGGAGUGGAAGAGCUUAAAAAUAUGAGUCAAAAGCAUAGACAUAACAACUAUCAUAAUCACAACCAUGGUUGUUUCAAAUCUUUUAUUUUACUUAGUCUUUCCAAGAAGAAAAAGUUGCCAUCAAGGGUUUCAUCCUUUGAACCUCCAAAAACCCAAAAUGAUGUGGUUGAGAGGGACUUACCCAAGGCAAAAAGUCUUGACCCUUUUUCUUCACUAGGGAGAUCAAGGAGUAUAAAUGAAAGAAAAAAUGAGCAAAGUGGGACCCAUUCUAUUAGGACAGCUUCAAUGAAUAGGACUGCAUCCACAGGUAGGUCAAGAAGAAGCAGCAUGAACAGAUCCACAACAAGCAUUGGUCGAUCAACAAGUGACGUGGCAGGUGGAGUACAAAAAAAGAGCCACAUAAGCAAGAGUGGUCCCCUAAUCAUGUUUUCCAACUCAAGUGGUUUAUUGAGGCCUCCUCCUAUUGAACAGAAGCUUGAGUGUAGUCUUGAAGACUUGUUUCAUGGUUGUGUCAAACAUAUUAAGGUUUCAAGGAAUCUUUAUACCCUCACCGGGCUAAAAGGGCAUGAAGAAGAGGAAUUAAGAGUGAAAGUGGAGGCAGGAUGGAAGAGUGGAACAAAAAUAAGCGUCAAAGGUACUACUAAUGAAGAAACACCAGGAGAAUGUAAAGGAGACAUCAUCUUGAUAAUCACUGAAAAACACCAUCCAUUAUUCAAAAGGAUUGAUGAUGAUCUUGAGUUGGAAAUAGAGAUUCCUUUAGUUGAUUCUCUAACAGGUUGCAAUAUAAAUAUUCCAUUGUUAGAGAAAGAACAAUUAUGUCUAGAAAUUAAGGACAUAAUUUACCCUGGUUAUGAGAAAAUUAUUGUUGGUAAAGGAAUGCCUAACCUAAAUAACCCUAAUAAAAGAGGUGACUUGAAAGUUAAGUUUCUUGUAGGGUACCCUAAGACUUUAAGUGAUGAACAAAGAUGUGAGAUAUCUAGGAUUCUGAGUGAGUGUGAUGACUAG
Molecule: messenger RNA, 1266 nt
Organism: Amaranthus tricolor (Joseph's coat)
Lineage: Eukaryota; Viridiplantae; Streptophyta; Magnoliopsida; Caryophyllales; Amaranthaceae
Exons: 4
Coding region: 1-1266 (421 amino acids)
Cellular component (GO): cytosol
Molecular function (GO): protein-folding chaperone binding
Source: RefSeq, a predicted model, not a curated record